Messenger RNA from Penaeus indicus, 1617 nucleotides. RefSeq lists its product as uncharacterized. The coding region runs from base 81 to 1160 and encodes 359 amino acids. The transcript has 8 exons. The record is from RefSeq and is a predicted model, not a curated record. Lineage: Eukaryota; Metazoa; Arthropoda; Malacostraca; Decapoda; Penaeidae.
ACCGUCGAUUUCAGUCUCCGCUGGGCAUCGGUCAAGGCAACACGCUUGCCGCUCUCUCCCGCAGGCCGCCUGAAGCCGCAAUGCUGUCUCUCCUCCUCGCGCUGCUCUUAGGCUCCGUGGCCGGUCUGGAGAUGAAGCCCUUGGCCAUCGUGAACAAUCGACAGUAUAUUUCUUACGGCCUCGGUCCUUCCGAGAACAACACUGUCCUACUGUGCGCCUACACGCUAGGCGAGGGCCAGGCGGUGUCUGGGGUCCUCUGGGAGAUCCUGAAGGAGGAAGUCUCGGCCGGAACCUUCGAGUGGAAGCCCAACGCCCCUGCGACUGCCACAGGUCUCCUGAAGAACAAGGUGAACCUCGAGCGCGAUGACAGUGACCUGGAACUGACCACGCUGACCUAUGAGCUGAGCGCCAACUACAGCUGCACCGUCACUGCCGACGAUGGCAAGACAGCGAGUGCCAGGGAUGAAAUUCUGAUCAUAGACACCACCAGCAACCACAUCUACGAGACAUUCCUCCCGUCGGAGGCGACAUGCAGCCUCAACGUCUCCGUCAGGUACUUCCCCGUGUUCCCGGAGCCGACCGUCAUCGCCGGCCUGUACUCGGAGAGCCUCGGCAAGUACUUCAGGAAGGUCAACGCCUGGGUCGCCAACCGCCAUUCCAACGGCUCCGUGGCGUACUCUUUCAGCAACUAUGUUAUUAAGGUCGACCCGAGUGUCCCGGAUGAUGCCGUCUUUCGCUGCGACCUGGGCGUCACGAAGGCCAAUGGGACAGUGAUCAGCCAGUCUGUGGCCACUAGCUAUUUCUACUUCAAGCACGGCUGUAAGGUCCUCCCUGUCGGAGAAAACCAGACAGUGAGUUACAACACCGACGACAGAACCUGUUACGGAGAACCAUACAAGACAGGAAGAGUAGAGGCGAGGGUGGAGUGCGCGGAGGGCUUCGCCAGCAGCGGGGACGUGACUUCCGUGACGCUGGUGUGCGACUCGGUUAACGCCACGACUCAUCGCUGGAUCCCCGAGGACGAGGGCCUUCUGCCGGAGGACCUUGUCUGCGAUUCCUACACGCCGGAACCGACGACAGCCGAAGGGGCAGCCAUGAGGGUCGCCAGCUGCUACGCCUUGCUGACGGCGACGCUGCUGCUGUGCUUCCUCAGCCGCUGACGGGUGGCAGCCGUGGGCGGAGGUGACCGAGUGUCAGUCAUGCCAUCGGCCGAGACGACUCGUAGAGCCUCAAGACGCGCCCUAAGACUUCGAGAAUUCUUGUGAUGAUUGACUUGUGAUUCCCUGCGCUGACUCACGGUUCAUUUCAGGGCUUAGAUUAGGCCUACAUUAUCCUGGCUUUUAUUCCUUUUGAUAUUUGAAAUAUUCCAUAAACUAUUAAGGUCUCGGUUUUUAGGGAAACGUUUUAUACAUUUAGUUUAUUCGUUUUUUUAAAUGUAUUUCCUUUCCGUUUUCUAAAAUACUUAUUUUUAUGCUUUUCAUUUUACUUUUACCCAUUUUAUUUAUGUGUUUUAAGUAUAUCUAUUCAAAGAAAAUUGUUUUUUAAAAAUGUUUGCCUCUGACGUCACCGAGGCAAUGUAAAUAAGAGUUUUCAAAUAAUAAAGAGUUGGUUAAGACA